AUGUUUUCAAGAUUACUGAAAAGGAUAACGACUCAGAGGUUUCAACACUCUACCACUAGCACUACUAAGCAGGCAACUCAUUCCACACCAUUCAACAACAAAUACCAUUUCAAUUUGAAUCCACCUCCAGUUCAUGAAUAUUGGAAUGUUUACAAUUCGAGUGUACUCUUUGCAUUUGUACCGGUAUUUUUGGGAAUAGCAUAUGCGGCUAAAUACAUUGGUGUCAACAUAGAAGGUAAUGCCGGUUUAUUGCAAUAUGCCAAUGGGGAGAAUUCACCAUUAAAAUCCAUCAAGUUUGGUGAACCACAACUUGCUAGAGUAUCAAAGGAUUAA
Messenger RNA from Lodderomyces parapsilosis, 333 nucleotides. RefSeq lists its product as uncharacterized. NCBI's taxonomy places the organism in Eukaryota, Fungi, Ascomycota, Pichiomycetes, Serinales, Debaryomycetaceae. The record is from RefSeq and is a predicted model, not a curated record. Bases 1 to 333 code for a protein of 110 amino acids. The transcript has a single exon.